AUGAUGUGUGAGGUGAUGCCCACCAUCAGCGAGGACACGGCCUUGAGCCAGCGCGGCUCCCAGAGCAGCGCGUCCGACCCAGACUCGCACUUCGAGCAGCUGAUGGUCAACAUGCUGGACGAGCGCGACCGGCUGCUGGACACGCUCCGCGAGACGCAGGAGAGCCUGGGCCUGUCCCAGCAGCACCUGCAGGACGUCAUCUACGACCGCGACGCGCUCCAGCGCCAACUCAGCUCCGCACUGCCACAGGAGUUUGCUGCCCUGACCAAGGAGCUGAACGCUUGCAGAGAAAAUCUACUGGAGAAGGAGGAGGAGAUCUCGGAGCUGAAGGCCGAAAGGAACAACACAAGGCUGCUCCUGGAGCACCUGGAGUGUCUGGUGUCGCGACACGAGCGCUCCCUGCGCAUGACCGUGGUCAAGCGUCAGGCUCAGUCUCCGUCCGGUGUGUCCAGCGAAGUCGAGGUCCUCAAAGCGCUCAAGUCCCUGUUUGAACACCACAAGGCUCUAGAUGAAAAGGUCAGAGAGAGAUUGCGGGUGUCACUAGAGAGAGUCUCAGCCUUGGAGGAGGAGUUAACAGCUGCCAAUCAAGAGAUCGUAGCCUUACGGGAGCAGAAUGCCCACAUCCGCACUAAGGUGGCAUCAGGGGACGGGGGAGAGGACCUGCUGGAGGGCACAGAUGCUGGGCAGAAGGUGCAUGGCAAGCGCCUGUCCAACGGCUCGAUGGAGUCGGCGGACGAGGCCGGCCAGGUGGUGGAGCUGCAGGAGCUGCUGGAGAAGCAGAACUACGAGCUGGCGCAGAUGAAGGAGCGCAUGUCCUCGCUGUCCUCGCGCGUCUCCGAGGUGGAGCAGGAGCUGGAGACGGCCCGCAAGGACCUCAUCAAGUCCGAGGAGAUGUGCAACAAGUACCAGCGCGACAUCAAGGAGGCGAUGUGCCAGAAAGAGGACAUGGAGGAGCGCAUCGUGACGCUGGAGAAGCGCUACCUGAGCGCCCAGCGCGAGUCCACCUCCCUCCACGACAUCAGCGACAAGCUGGAGAACGAGCUGGCCAAUAAGGAGGCUUUCCUCAGACAGAUGGAGGAGAAGAACAGACAGCUGCAGGAACGUCUGGAGCUUGCGGAACAGAAGCUGCAACAGACCAUAAGGAAAGCAGAGACACUACCUGAGGUGGAGGCUGAACUCGCACAGAGGAUAGCAGCACUCACCAAGGCGGAGGAGCGCCACGACAGCAUAGAGGAGAGGAUGAGGCACCUGGAGGGUCAGCUGGAGGAGAAGAACCAGGAGCUGCUGAGAGCUCGUCAGAGGGAAAAGAUGAACGAAGAACACAACAAGCGUCUGUCAGACACGGUGGACCGGCUCCUCACCGAAUCCAACGAGCGGCUGCAGCUGCACCUGAAGGAGAGGAUGGCUGCCCUGGAGGACAAGAACGUUUUGAUACAGGACUCGGAGAGCUACCGGAAACAGCUGGAAGACUCCAUCCAUGAAAAAUCUCACCUGGCAGAGGAGAUCGACAAGCUGCGCUCCGAAUUGAACCAGUUCAGACAACGGGCCGGGUCCCUCACAGAUCCAACCCUGUCAAGAUCUCAUCUGGACACGUCGGCGGAGCUGCGCUUCUCGCUGGGCUCUCUGGCGGAGACGCAGUCGGAUCACUACAGGUCGGCGAAGGUCAUCCGCAGGCCGCGCCGGGGUCGCCUGGGGCUGCGGCGAGACGAGCAAAAGGCGAAGUCUCUGGGCGAGCAAGAGUGGCGUUCGCAGCAGCUGGGCAUGUUGGGCGGCCACCCGUUCGAGAGCGACACGGAGAUGUCGGACAUCGACGACGACGACCGCGAGACCCUCUUCAGCUCCAUGGACCUGCUGUCGCCCGGCGGUCACUCCGAUGCACAGACCCUCGCCAUGAUGCUGCAGGAGCAGCUGGACGCCAUCAACAAAGAGAUCCGCUUGAUCCAGGAGGAGAAGGAGUCUACGGAGUUGCGGGCGGAGGAGAUUGAGAACCGCGUGGCCAGCGUGAGCCUGGAGGGUCUGAACCUGGCGCGUGCGCACCACCCCGGCACCUCCAUCACCGCCUCGGCCACCGCCUCGUCCCUGGCCAGCUCGUCCCCGCCCAGCGGGCACUCCACGCCCAAGCUCACGCCGCGCUCGCCCGCCCGAGACAUGGAGCGCAUGGGCGUCAUGACACUGCCUAGUGACCUGAGGAAACACAGGAGAAAGAUCGCAGCAGUGGAUGAGGACGGGCGAGAGGACAAAGCCACCAUCAGGUGUGAGACGUCCCCUCCCCCCACGCCUCGGCAGGUCCGCAUGACACACACCUUACCUGCCUCUUCGCACAAUGACGCCCGCCUGGGUCUGGAGGCGGACGCGAGUGCCUUGAGUAGCGUAGCCAGCAGUCAGGACUCGCUCCACAAGCAGCCCAAGAAGAAGGGCAUCAAGUCCUCCAUCGGCCGCCUCUUCGGCAAGAAGGAGAAAGGUCGUCUGGGUCAACUGGGCAAGGAGAUGAUGGGCCCAGGACAAGGAAAUUUCUCUGACCCAGAAUUGGUUGGCCAAGACAUGGGCGUGGGGAAGCUGGGCACUCAAGCGGAGAAGGACCGGCGGCUGAAAAAGAAGCAUGAGUUGCUGGAGGAGGCCAGAAGAAAAGGCUUACCCUUCGCCCAAUGGGACGGGCCCACAGUAGUGGCUUGGCUGGAGCUGUGGCUGGGCAUGCCCGCCUGGUACGUGGCGGCGUGCCGUGCCAACGUGAAGAGCGGCGCCAUCAUGUCGGCGCUGUCGGACACGGAGAUCCAGCGGGAGAUCGGCAUCAGCAACCCGCUGCACCGGCUCAAGCUGCGGCUGGCCAUCCAGGAGAUGGUGUCCCUGACCAGCCCCUCAGCACCGCCCACCUCCAGAACCCCGUCAGGCAAUGUUUGGGUGACCCACGAGGAAAUGGAGACCCUUGCUGCACCUUCCAAAACGAAGGAUUCAGAGGAAGGAAGCUGGUCACAGACGUUAGCGUACGGAGACAUGAACCACGAGUGGAUCGGGAACGAGUGGCUGCCCAGCCUGGGUCUGCCCCAGUACCGCAGCUACUUCAUGGAGUGUCUGGUGGACGCCCGCAUGCUGGACCACCUCACCAAGAAGGACCUGCGGGUGCACCUGAAGAUGGUCGACAGCUUUCACAGGACGAGUCUUCAGUACGGCAUCAUGGGUCUGAAGAAGCUCAACUACGACCGGAAGGAGCUGGAGAGGCGCAGGGAGAUCAGCCAGCAUGAGAUGAGAGACGUGCUGGUGUGGAGCAACGAGAGGGUGAUCCGUUGGGUCCAGAGCAUCGGGCUGAGGGACUACGCCAACAUCCUCCUAGAGAGUGGUGUCCACGGAGGCCUCGUCGCCCUCGACGACAACUUUGACUACAGCAGUCUGGCACUGCUCCUCCAGAUCCCCAACCAAAAUACUCAGGCACGUCAGAUUCUGGAGAGAGAGUACAACAACCUGCUGGCACUGGGGACAGAGAGGAGGCUGGACGAGGGUGAUGACCAGGACUACCGCGGGGCGUCGUGGCGGAGGCAGUUCCCCCCGCGGGACAUCCACGGCAUCAGCAUGAUGCCCGGCUCGGCCGAGACGCUGCCCGCCGGCUUCCGCCUCACCACCACCUCCGGACACUCCCGCAGGAUGCCCCCCGAAGUCGGCCCUUCAGCAGUGCAGCGGCUGGAUGCCUCCACUGUGAGGACCUACUCCUGCUGAAACUCUGGACCACAGAGGGACUCCAAGUUGUGGGUUUGAACCUUCAACGUAAAGUCUCACCUCGAUGCCAAUGGCCAGGCCAACCAGCCAAGAGAGACAAAAUAUUAAAUUCUGAUUUAUGUGACGCACUGCCAAGAAGCACCCUCUUUCUUCACGGAGAGGACUGCAUAUGGGGGAUGGGAGGGCUCUGACGAGGAGGAGGAAGGGGGGCAGCUAGUCCCCUUACCCACCCUCCACCCCAUCCUGCACUUACAAGCCAAGUCCACCCUCCAGGGGCGCCAGACGCCGGUGCUGAUCGAUGACCUGCAGGCCAUUCUGAUCGCCGUUUCUACCUUUUACAUGUACCAUAUCUUGUUGAGCAUAUGUACUGUGUAUUUCUUCUACAGGAGAUGUGUAGGUUAUCUGUAAAUUAAUAUAAAUAUGCUGUUUUUUAAUAUAAAAUAUACAUAUAAAAUAUAUAUAUACACACGCGUCUAUAUGAAAAAGAAAGAAAAAAGUGAUCAAACAUACUCAGAGUUUGUGCAAAUAACGUUCCUAAUGUUAUGGUUUUCGAAGAACAAAGAGAAGAAAAAAAUAUGCUGCUCUUUCAAUGUUUCUCCUGUCCCAGAUCAAGAUCAUUUUGUAAAAUGUACUUUGUUUUUUUAUUUGAGUUAUCUCCCCUCCUUCCCCACCCCCACCCCAUCUAGAGUACAUUAGAACCUGGGGACAGACUCUUCUCUAGAACCGGUCACUCUAACCGGUCACUCUACUCUCUGUCCAAACUCUAUGAACACUUGUACAGUUCCUCCUAUUGUGUCUGAGGCAAACCCAAAUUUGUUGAGAACCAGGUUCCAGGUCCUGCGAGUCCCUAGAGACGGACAUUUGAAGAAAAAGACCACAGCGGAGGAACAAGGGCCGAGAUUACAAGCCCUUUCGGCACCCUAAGACCACAAGCAUCCUGACCCAACCAGAACGAGAAACACUCAACACCUGAACUAGACUACACCGCACCACAGCCAAUGUCUCAACCGUAUUUCAGAGAAAAUAUCUACACGUCCACAGCAAGUCACCUUCAACUGUAAACAAACUCCCAGACCACCAGGCCCCUCGCUGUACUGGAGUUCAACCUGCCAAAACUCAACCGGAGCCGACAGAAAGGACUUCUCUUUUUUUUAUUUAUUUAAAAAAAUAAAAUAAAAAAUGGACAGACUGCUUAGCUCAUAGUGAACGUAGAGUGUGUAAUAAUCAAGAGAAAAAAAAAGAUGUUUGAAAAAUAUACGUCAAAGUCCAGAUCCAGAUUUUAAAGACAUAAAAAAAACCUGUUGCUUGCUGUGACUAACUUAAGUGUAACUGUUGACUCUUUGGUUUCUGUAGGAGUCGCCAGGGGUCCCCCGUCUUUUACUGACCCCCCUGAUCCCGUCUUUCUGUUUUUUUUAGUUCCACCCUUGAGUGCAGCUUGGCCCUGGCCUUACAUAGCCUUGUUCUGCACGAACAGAGAAAACGAAAACAAAUACACAAAAAAGAAAUACAAAACGUUUUAUUUUGUGUCCAUUUUUCUUUUUUUAUUUAUUACUGAUUGUAUUUUGGUCAAAACUAUGUGGUGAUCAAACUGAAUUUUCUUUGUCAAUAAAAAGUAAUGUCGAAUUAAA
Molecule: messenger RNA, 5336 nt
Organism: Sardina pilchardus (European sardine)
Lineage: Eukaryota; Metazoa; Chordata; Actinopteri; Clupeiformes; Clupeidae
Gene: ppfia2
Product: PTPRF interacting protein alpha 2
Exons: 30
Coding region: 1-3708 (1235 amino acids)
Biological process (GO): synapse organization
Cellular component (GO): presynaptic active zone
Molecular function (GO): protein binding
Source: RefSeq, a predicted model, not a curated record